Molecule: messenger RNA, 614 nt
Organism: Mytilus trossulus (common blue mussel)
Lineage: Eukaryota; Metazoa; Mollusca; Bivalvia; Mytilida; Mytilidae
Exons: 2
Coding region: 76-525 (149 amino acids)
Source: RefSeq, a predicted model, not a curated record
UGAUACGUUGAUAUCAUUCAUAAAAUCUACACACAUUGGUCUACACCAGUAUGAAGCACAUUGGUCUGCACCAGUAUGAAGUCUAUUAUCUAUUCUAUCGUUCUCUUACUUUCUAUUUAUUCCACUCAAGGUCGCAGCUAUGGCCACCACAAGAAGACAAAAAAGGUUUCAGUUGUGUUACCUAGCAUCAAAAUUCCACUCUGUAACGUCGGAUGUACAAGACAAUUUAUAUCUCUAGAAUGUAGACAGGAAACAUUCGGAUUUGAGAAUGGCGUGAGAUGUAAGGGAUGCGACAUUGAUAUUUGCAGUGGUAGGGGAGAUAAUGUCAAGAGAUGGCAGGGCAAUGAAAGAAGAGAAAAUAAUGGUCGCUGGAGAAAAAAGGAUCAAGGAAUCGAUGUUGGAUUCAUUGAUAACAUUCAAAAUGACAUUUUAAAUCAAGGACAAGGGCUAGAUCAAGGUGAAUGGUCAAAAAAUAGAUUCGAUACUAGAACAACCAGACAAUUCAGAAAUGAAUGGAAUUUGUAAUCGGACUUUUUCAAAAAUACGCUGUCAGCUACUAGUAUCAUGUUAUAAUUAGCCAUGAAAUCCAUGUUAAUUGAAACAAUAUGUCAAUA